Molecule: messenger RNA, 1835 nt
Organism: Triplophysa rosa
Lineage: Eukaryota; Metazoa; Chordata; Actinopteri; Cypriniformes; Nemacheilidae
Gene: serhl
Product: serine hydrolase like
Exons: 13
Coding region: 246-1211 (321 amino acids)
Source: RefSeq, a predicted model, not a curated record
CUUAAUUAAAAUGCAGUGCUUUCGCAUUUUGAAACUCUAUAUUUCAUUACUUGUUUUACUAAAUUUGGCGAGACGACGCGCGAAUAGUUCACAAAUUGUCAUUUAGCGUCAAGUACUUUUAUUCUGAAAAGGCAACCUGCAAUUUAGUUGCAAGUUUGCUUUUUCGUUGGAAGUUUUAUAACUUGGAAGUUUUAUAACUGGGAAUUUGAAACACAGAAUAUACGUUAGACACUCUAAUAUCUCCAAUGCAGAGUGUGAGAAUUAUUCCUGCGCUGAAAGGUCUCAGAUACUUUGCCACAACAACGAUGAGGCAAGCAGUGUCAGAGUUCCAGGUGACUGUCCCGUGGGGAGAGAUAAGAGGUCAGGUUUGGGGUCCCGCGCAUGGCCGUCCGGUGCUCUGCUUACAUGGUUGGGCUGACAACAGCGGGACUUUUAAUAGGCUCAUUCCACUUCUUCCAAAUGACUGGAGAUUUGUAGCCAUUGAUUUCCCGGGUCAUGGUCUGUCCUCUCAUAGGUCUGCUGGUUGUUUUUAUUCCUUCACUUUGUAUGUGGCAGACGUUCGGCGAGUUGUUGAAGCUCUUCAAUGGAAGCGAUUCUCAAUAAUUGGACAUAGUAUGGGUGGUAAUGUGGCAGGAAUGUUCAGUGCGUUGUAUCCAGAGAUGGUCGAAGCUUUAGUUCUUUUGGAUUCUUACGGAUUCUUCCCAACAAAACUGAAUUCCGUGAUGGAUUACAUAAAACAAGGAAUAAUUCAUCAAGUUGAAUAUGAUACAGAGUUGAAUGAACGGACAGAGAAGGUGUACACAUAUGAGAAAGCCAAAGAAAGGUUGAUGGUUGCGAACCCUUCUCUUUCUGAAGAGUCUACAGAGAUUCUUUUAGAGCGAGCCAUUCGGGAGGUUAAGGGAGGUGUGCUAUUCAACAGAGACUUCAGAAUAAACUUGAGAAACAUUGCGAUGGUUACACCGGAACAGUGUCUGUAUAUGCAGUCUUUAAUUCAAGCCAGAGUGAUGCUGUUAUUGGCAAGUGAGGGGAUGAAUAAACAUUUCUCUCCACCUGACGGAGAUGCCCUUCAGAAGGGUUGGAUGGAGCGGAAAAGCACCAUUGUAGAAGUCGAAGGGGACCAUCACGUUCAUCUCAACAAGCCGGAGAAAGUGGCCCCCGUAAUCACUGAUUUCCUCCAGUCCCACAGUCCUAAACAACAAGCCAAACUAUAACACAAAUUCAGGCACGCACAUCAGGAACAUUCAAACUAUUAUCUAAUUCUUCUCAUUUCUAUUCACUACAUGAAUUUUAUAUUGUCAUAUUGUUUUUGUAAAAUAUGAUGUAACAAAAUAACAGAUAUUCAUAUUCUAGAUCCACGUGACGGUUUUCUCUUAAGCUUCCAUUUUAACAAGAUGUUCAGUCACUGGUGAUAGAAGUGUAGAUGGUGUGCACCUGCACGCCUCGCAGAACUCUAAGUUUACUCUGUUUUGGUUAAAAUCUUUGUUUUAUUUUUGGUGUUAACAAAAAACUGUUGUCUUCCAUACGGACUAGUGUUAUGAAUGGAUACAAUUUUUUUGCGGAGAUCUUUCUCCAAGCGAGUUUGCUUCAUUUAGCACCAACAGAUUUGUGUUGGUUAUGUUUUGUUGCUUUGGUGUGUUAACCCUGUUGGUGUUUGUUGGGACAUUGUGAAAAGACAGUUAUGUUUUCCAAAGUUCAAGAGUGUGAUGAACAAGAUUACGAAAAAGUGCCUUUAACUUUUUAUGUUUUUCAGUGAAUGUGAAGGGUUAUGUUUUUUGUUAAAAUAUGUAAAAUAUUAAAAAACAUGACUAGCCAAAACUUUCGUUUGUUGAUGUAUU